AUGGCGAGAAUCUUUACACACUCAUCAAUCACUUGCUCCACCAAUUUGGGAUUUAACUUCCUCUCUUCUUCUCAUCGUUAUCUUCGUCCCAUUCUUUUUCGCCGAACUUUCUCUCUUUCACUAACUAAAUCACAUGUUUGUGUUAAGUACGAAUUGAGAAUAGUUGAUGCUAUUGCGUUGAUGGGUAUUGUCUCUUUGAUAGUUUUAAACCCGAAAGUUCCAUACUUUGAUCGAUUUCUAUAUGUUCUGUUUCAAAUGAAUUCGAAGCUUGAUUUGAUGGGUUAUUAUGUGAAGAAGAAUCUUUGGAAGAUUCGUAGAUUUGUAACAAUGGAUUCUUCUGGAACUGACUCGGCUAAGGAAUUGCAUGUUGGUUUGGACCCAACUACUGAGGAAGAGUAUGUCACACAGUCAAAGCUACUUAAAGAGUUCAUUAAUAUUCCCAGCGUUGACAAAGCUUGGAUUUUUAACUCUGGUUCUGGUCCUCAGGCAAUGUUUGCAAUGAGUCAAGCAAACCUUUUGGCUAAUAAAAGGAGGAAGUUUAUGUUAUCGGGUCAUAUUUCGAAAGAGAGUAACCAAUCGGUUAACUUUCACUGGGCGCCAUUUCCUAUUGAGAUGACUGGUGCAUCGGCUUUUGUCCCGUCUCCAUCGGGUCUGAAGCUCCUUGUUAUUCGAAAUCCUGAGAAUGAAUCUCCUACAAAGUUUGAGAUAUGGAGUUCGUCUCAGCUAGAGAAGGAGUUCCAUAUUCCACAGAAAGUUCAUGGCUCUGUAUACGUUGAUGGAUGGUUUGAAGGGAUAUCUUGGAAUGCAGAUGAGACUCAUGUUGCUUAUGUCGCCGAGGAACCAUCUCGUCCUAAGCCUACAUUUGACCAUCUAGGUUAUUACAAGAAAGGAAAUUCUUUGGACAAUGAUAUUGGAAGCUGGAAAGGUCAAGGAGAUUGGGAAGAGGAAUGGGGAGAAGCAUAUGCUGGAAAAAGGCAGCCAGCGUUGUUUGUUAUCGAUGUUGACAGUGGAGAGGUCGAACCAAUUAAAGGAAUUCCGAGAUCGAUAAGUGUUGGACAGGUUGUUUGGACUCCAAACAGUAAAGGCUCGGCUCAGUAUUUGGUUUUUGCUGGGUGGCUAGGAGAUAAAAGAAAGUUUGGUAUUAAGUACUGCUACAACAGACCUUGUGCUGUGUAUGCAAUUAAGUUCACAGACGUUUCCUUGGGAUCAGAUGAACCAAAAGAUGAUGCAAGUGAAGCAUUCCCUAUUCAUAAUUUGACCAAGAGCAUAAGCAGCGGUUUUUCGCCCCGGUUCAGCAAAGAUGGCAAGGUUCUUCUGUUUGUAUCCGCAAAGAGUGCUGUUGAUAAAGGGUCGCAUUGGGCAACCGAGUCACUUCACAGGAUUGACUGGCCAAGUGAUGGGAAACUCCCCGAGUCCACAAAUAUUAUUGAUGUGGUUCAAGUUGUGAAUUGUCCGGACGACGGUUGUUUCCCUGGGCUUUAUGUUACGGACCUUCUGAGUAAUCCGUGGCUGUCAGAUGGACAUACUCUUUUGUUGUCUUCCUACUGGCGCAGUUGUCGAGUAAUACUCAGCGUAAAUUUACGUAGCGGUGAAGUGUCACGUGUCAGCCCUUGUGAUUCAGAUUAUUCAUGGAGUGUUCUUGCGCUAGAUGGUGAUGAUAUUGUUGCCGUGUCCAGCAGUCCAGUGAAUGUUCCUGAAAUUAAGUAUGGAAAGAAAGUUAUUGAUCCAGCUGGGAAGCCUUCAUGGCAGUGGUCAGAUAUCCAAAACCCCAUAUUCAGAUGCUCUGAGAAGGUCAUGUCAGGGAUUUCAUCUCUUCAGUUUAAAAUUCUAAAAGUUCCACUCGGUGAUGUUUCUGAAGGUCUUACCGAAGGGGCGAAAAACCCUAUUGACGCUAUAUAUGUAUCUUCGUCUAAGUCUAAGGAGAAUGGGAAAUGUGAUCCUUUAAUUGUUGUUCUUCAUGGAGGUCCUCAUUCUGUUUCACCAUGCAGUUUCUCCAAAACUUUGGCCUAUCUCUCCUCAAUUGGAAACAGUCUGCUGAUUAUAAAUUACAGGGGUUCACUGGGAUUUGGGGAAGAUGCAUUACAGUCUCUACCUGGAAAAAUUGGAUCUCAGGAUGUGAACGAUGUGCUCGUGGCUAUUGAUCAUGCCAUUGAAAUGGGUCUUGCAGACCCAUCUAGAAUAACCGUGCUAGGUGGUUCUCAUGGUGGGUUUCUGACCACUCACUUGAUUGGCCAGGCACCGGAUAAAUUUGUGGCAGCAGCUGCAAGGAAUCCUGUAUGCAAUAUGGCAUCAAUGGUUGGGAUUACAGAUAUACCUGAUUGGUGUUUCUUUGAAGCCUAUGGGGACAAGACUCACUAUACAGAAGCCCCAUCACCCGGAGAUCUUUCUCGGUUUCAUCAAAUGUCCCCUAUAUCACACAUCUCAAAGGUGAAAACACCCACUCUGUUUCUUUUGGGAGCUCAGGAUCUUCGUGUUCCUAUAUCUGACGGAUUUCAAUACGUGAGGGCGUUGAAGGAGAAAGGAGUUGAGGUUAAAGCUUUAGUCUUUCCCAAUGACAAUCAUCCCCUAGACAGACCACAAACGGAUUAUGAAAGCUUUCUCAACAUUGCUGUUUGGUUCAACAAGUACUGCAAGCUGUGA
Arabis nemorensis is the source of this 2640-nucleotide messenger RNA. The record is from the annotation of a GenBank genome assembly. Lineage: Eukaryota; Viridiplantae; Streptophyta; Magnoliopsida; Brassicales; Brassicaceae.